AUGGAUAAUACUUUGCAACUACAUUCAACACAGUAUACUCCUUUAAGAAAUAAGAGAAGCCGACAUUUACUACAGAGAGAAGAGACGUUAAAUGUUUCGCCUAUUUUGAACGAUACUUCUAUUUUUAAAAACUUAAAUGAUUCGAGUUUACGGCAUGUACUUGAUGAAUCUUCCAUAUUGGCGAAUCCCAGUAGCACGGGAGAUCAUUUGAGCGAAGAAUUCUUCGAGAUAAUACAAAGCAGUAGACCUAGCAGUGUUUUAGAUACAUUAGCAAGGUUAGCUCAGGUAUGUUGUGAUUCGUUAGAGUUAAUCGAGCCAUGGAACAGAUAUAACGUCCACAACUACUGGUUGGCAGAGGAAGCCAACACAUGGAAACUAAUACAUUGCCUGUACGCAGAUUCAAUCUCAGAACAUCCAGAGUCUUUGGAAAAUUUAGUUACUGAAGCAACACUAUCACAGCAGAGCUUAGUGAAUGCUCUAUUUAGAAGUGAUUCUGAACUGAGACUGUUGCAGCUUCUGGUAGACUGGUUGGAAGCAACUGCUGCUUAUCAAGAGGAAGCGACAAAAACUUCAGCACCUGUCAUUGGAAAUAACAUACACUGGGGCAACACUUUACAUGAACUGCUGAUUGGAAAUAGUCUAUUCAACAAAGAAAAAAACAAGUCUCUAGUCACAUGUAUGGAUCCAGAUGCACCAAGAAGACAAAAUAAAUCUAUACACUCUGAUGAUAUGAAAGAUGACAGCGAUUUAUGUAAACGCAUAUUUACUGAAGUCCGUUGUGGUAAAUUUCAAGAAGCAGUCUCAUUAUGCAUAAGUGCUGGUCAAGCAUGGCGAGGAGCAGUACUACAAGGUUGGAAAUUAUUACAUUAUUUGCCCAAAGAUGAUCCAACUGAUCCAUUAGAAAUUCAAGGGAAUCCUUCAAGAGACCUUUGGAAAUGGUGUGCCCUAGGAAUUGCUAAUUGUGCAUCUGAAAAUAUCUACUACAGAGCGACAAUUGGUAUUUUGAGUGGCCACCUGCCUAGUGCACUUCUAGCUUGUCAAGGUAGCUGGGAAGACAUUCUAUGGGCUCAUUUGAAAAUACAAAUAGAAGUUAGAGUUGACAAGUUUCUCCAUGAACAUCAUUUAACUGUUGAUGCUAACACUACACCUUCAGAUGUGCUGGACCUAUUACAAGCUGAAUUUCAAACAGAUGAAAUAUCUUUACAGCAAGUAUUUAGUGCAGUAAAGUCUCUGAUGGAUGGAAAACGUGAAUCGAACUAUCAGUUGUGUCAGCGUUAUUUAAUGCUUGGUCAAGUAAGAACAAUAAUGUUAAAUUCAUUAGAAUGGCUAGAAAAUGCUAAUGAGAGGUUUAUUCGAUUUUUAGCACAUCUCAUAUUAGUAUUGAGACAAAUGGGUAAAGAUCCUCAGCAUGAUGUUGGUGACCAAGUCUUGGAAAAGUAUGUGACAUUACUUACCAUUAGAUUGGUUGAUGGAUCUGUGGAGUCCCCAGAGCUUAUAGCAUAUUACACUUCUACAGUUCCAGCCGAAAAACAAAUCAUUCUGUAUGCAAACUUUAUGGACCAAAUUCACAAAAGUGAUUAUAGGCAAGGUGUUGUAAAAGCUGGGUUGGAUGCUGGAAUCGAUGUUGGUGCAUCAGCUCGCGUGGCUAUUAAGAAAGCUAUUGCAGAUAUACAACAAGGAUAUGGAAAUGUAGAAUUGAACUUCACACAGACAAGUGUUAUAGAAAAGGAUAAAACAUUGAUAUCCAAAGUUAUUUCUUCUUUAGAAUGGUUGGCUUUAGUUGACAAUCAGCUUGAAGAAGCACUAUGGUUGAAUAAUGCAAUGAUCAGAACAUUUAUAUUCAUUGGAAACACUGAUGCUGCCAAUGCAUGUCUGACUAGCUUCAACAAAAUGUUUUCUAACUUUAUAAACACAGUUGAUUCAAGUACCUCUGAACUAAGAGAACAUUUGUGUUUAAAAGCAUACUUGGAUGCUCUCGAGGGAUUUGCAACUUGGUAUAGACAUUUUAUAAGUGGACAACCUAAAGAUGUGCAGCCAUUACCACCAGAUGCAACAUUUUCUGAUAAAGUAUAUCAUGAACAGCAAUGUGCACAAGUUGAAAAGAAGAAAGCAAUAUGGAUUAAUGCAGUUUCACAUCAAUCAAGACAUACCAAAAGCUUACUAUACAAUGUUUUACUGUUUCCAGGAGGUUGGUUGCAAGAUGAGAGUGAUAGUACAUCAUCAGACAAUUUCAACCAGGAAGAGAAAACAGAAAGAUUAAAACAGUUGGACACCCUUAGACGACUUUGUGUGCCAGAAAUUGUGAUUUUAUUACUAAAGAUUUUACAGAGUAAUGAGGAUAUUGAGAGUCACAAGGAAGCCAUUAAAUUGGGCAACUUAAUUGCUGCAGAAAAUAGAGCUCUAUAUCAAGUGUUCAACAGAAGUAAGCUGAUGGAGAUUUUGGAGAGGAUCAAGGAGUCAUCUCUGUUCCUUAUGGAAAAAGGAACAGACAUUUUAGGUUUUGAAAUAAGGGAAUAAAAAUUUAAAAUUGUAAUAUUUUAUUUAAUAAAAAUAAAUCAAGUUCAGAAUAA
This is a messenger RNA of Bombyx mori (domestic silkworm), 2570 nucleotides long. It is a transcript of the gene Nup107, whose product is annotated as nuclear pore complex protein Nup107. The transcript has a single exon. The coding region runs from base 1 to 2517 and encodes 838 amino acids. Lineage: Eukaryota; Metazoa; Arthropoda; Insecta; Lepidoptera; Bombycidae. Gene Ontology annotation, biological process: protein import into nucleus; mRNA export from nucleus; post-transcriptional tethering of RNA polymerase II gene DNA at nuclear periphery. Gene Ontology annotation, molecular function: structural constituent of nuclear pore. The record is from RefSeq and is a predicted model, not a curated record. Gene Ontology annotation, cellular component: nuclear pore outer ring; nuclear pore.